This is a messenger RNA of Penicillium cinerascens, 825 nucleotides long. RefSeq lists its product as uncharacterized. Gene Ontology annotation, molecular function: zinc ion binding. The transcript has a single exon. The record is from RefSeq and is a predicted model, not a curated record. NCBI's taxonomy places the organism in Eukaryota, Fungi, Ascomycota, Eurotiomycetes, Eurotiales, Aspergillaceae. Bases 1 to 825 code for a protein of 274 amino acids.
AUGGAUGCCUCAACCACAAAGAACCCUCUUCCAUCCACUAGAGCUUUUGUGGACAAUUUGAUUGCUGAGUUAGCUAGUUUCAACUCCGCAUCACCAAAUACCAAUGGCAACGAAUUGGACAAGCCAAGGACGCAGACCGCACUCCCGGAGAAGCAAACGCAGAACCCUCUCUCGGUGCUUUCGGCACCGCAGCUGGCCAGAGUCAAGCCUUUGAUGCUUUCACUGCACUGCAUUUUCCCUAAUGACCUUCUCCCGGCACUCGACAUCCUGGAUCGCGGACUCGUGCAGCGUUUGGUGCGCGCCGACCAGGUCGAUGCGAUGGCUGUAUCCGAUCAAGAGCAAGCAAAAAGCACAGAUAGCCCAAGUGACUUGCACAGCCCAUGUUCAAACGACGGCCAAGUCAUACUACGCGAAGAUAUCUUCCUGGUCACAUCCGCCUCGACUGCCCCUCCCCACGGCGCCGCUUCAUCAGCCUUCGCCACACAAGACCCGGAAAAGGGCUACGAGGUACGCCUGCACGCGUGGAAUUGUACCUGUCCCACCUUUGCCCUGUCAGCCUUCCGAGACCUGGCUUCCAGACUGGAUUACUCCCCGGAGCAUCAUUCCCGUGUUGCGAAUCUGCGUGACCUGGAUGACACUGUUGUUUAUCCAUUUGGUGGGACGCUUACUUGUGCUACGGACAGGGAAUCCCCACCAGUCUGCAAGCAUAUUCUAGCCUGCAUUCUGUUUGCUCGGUGUGCGGGGUUGUUCGGGGCCGAUGGAGACGGAAGGCGCGCGAUUUCUAUGGAGGAGCUGGCUGGCUGGUGUGCUGGCUGGGGAGGUUGA